This is a messenger RNA of Trypanosoma rangeli, 519 nucleotides long. RefSeq lists its product as uncharacterized. The record is from RefSeq and is a predicted model, not a curated record. The coding region runs from base 1 to 519 and encodes 172 amino acids. NCBI's taxonomy places the organism in Eukaryota, Euglenozoa, Kinetoplastea, Trypanosomatida, Trypanosomatidae. The transcript has a single exon.
AUGCCCCUCUCACGCAUAGGGGAAAAAUUGCAGGUGCGUCUCUUGCUUUCAGACCUGCAGGCGGAGCUUGAUGAGCCCGAGAUAUCACGGCGCAGAGUGGAUUGGUGGAAGUGGUCGUUCCAUAGCCUUCUCGUUGAAGAUGAUCUCACUGAAGGAGCAGUCACAAAUGAAGAGCAAACGCAAAAAGAUGAUGUGUGGGGCCACGCAUUCUUCAGGGUACACGCGAUCGUCUAUGAGGAGUUAGUGACAACGCCAGCAAUUGUGAUGCCACCUGACCCUACUCUCGUUUUUGCAUUGAAGGACCUCAGUUACCCUGCUGGGGUCUCCGCCAAUCGUGCAUUUGUGCAGCAUCUUUUGCGUCAAUUUACCCCGCGGCAGUAUGAACAUCUGCAUGAUACCCUGAUUAGAGGCGUGCAAGGUUGUGUUUCGCCUCUUUUUAAACACGAAAUAGAAGAGAGUGUUGCGUGUUUGUUUUUUCCGUAUGGACAAUGUGAUGCAGGCUCACGAGACGGGCGUUGA